UUGUCUCAAUUCAUCGAAGUCCCAAUUCCCCAAUUCUCACACCCUUCCCAGACUUACUAUGCACUAGUGAUCCUGGGAUUUGACUUUCCCCAUCCAUCUCACUAAUCUAAAUCAAUCCAAUCCGAUCCAUAUUCCUAUUCUUGACCGGAACCAUUUUGGUUGACUGCUUGAUGUCUCCAGCGAUUCCACUUCGUCCGUUUAUCCAUCAUUCUCGCGAAGAACGCUCGUUUCAACUCUCUUCCCCCUUCCCCAUUUUUCUUGAUCCAUGAUAUCUUAAAGGUAACUUACUCAUCUGGAUGAUGAAAGUGGCUCGAGUCCCCUUCCUGCGGUGCCGACGAGCUCUGAGCUGAUUAGAUCGACUCUUCCGGUGCUGGUGCACUUGAAUGCUAUUCGGCUGGUCAUCGUCAUCAUGGUAAACCCCUUCCCACCGUCCCAAACACCUCUAAACAAUCUUCUCUUGCAUCCGUCACAACACCUCCACGAGCCGUCGGCCUUCUCCGCCUACUCGAUUCUGGGGGCCGGACAAUAUCCGGAGAGUGUCGCCCUCUGGCAUAACCCUUCUACACAACCUCCUUCACAACCGGGCGUACCGGGAACUGCCCCGCCGGCUGCCUUUGCGCCAAUUCCGAAAUCGCAAGCACUGCUGCAACCCGCCCUUCCAGACCUGAAGAAACAUAAGCGCACCAGAAGUGGCUGUUUCACAUGUCGAGCCCGUCGGAUCAAGUGUGACGAGUCCCGCCCGGUGUGCGACAGAUGCCGGAAAGGAAAUCGCGACUGUGUCUAUCCCACUCCGGGGACGAGCGGGUCUAUGUCCUCCGCCGGAUCUCGUUCCGGAGCCAAGUCGAAAGGAUCUCGGCCGCAGUCGCGAGGGAGUGAUUCUUCCAGCCACCUCGACGCGGACGAUGUACACAUCCUGGAACCUAUUGCAGAUGAGGAUGAGGAUGAGGAGGAAGAAGGCAGUGUUGGGUCUAGUGCACGUCUCUCGCCCUCCACAGGGCCGAAUGGGACCAAAUCCAAGCUGGAACUUCGCAACAAACGUAGUGCACAGUCCCUAGCCAGACGAAGAGUGAAGCAACAGUUACUCGCGGUCACAACUGCCCCUGAAACCCCGGGGUCUCUCAGGGAUGUCAGCAGUUCGCCAUCAACCGAGGCGUCGUUGAGGCUCGAUUCAGCCAGUGUGCGGUCGGCCAGUGUCGGACUGCACCCUUCUGAAUCUUUCGCCUUGCCCAACACCGCCCAUUUACCGGAGGACGUCCGCUUCUAUCUCGCCUUUCAUCAAGGGUAUAUGACCUCGCGACAUUAUUUUCUCUCGGGUAGCGGUGAUCGAUUCGUCCAUCAAGAUCUCAUCGAAAUUGCGCUGCAGUAUGACCCCCUUCUUUAUGCCGUCGUCGGCUUCGCUGCGUACCACCAUUGCGUUCAUACCGGCAACGGAAAGCUAUACGCCUUUCUCAAAUACUACAACAUGGCUUUGAAGUUAUUGCGGAAGUCGUUAGGGUCAAACGAAGAGCAUUGGGAAGCGACACUGAUCACGGUACUGGUGCUCACCACUUUUGAAGAAUUCAUUGGUGAUUGGGUAAAUUUGAUCGACCACCAUCAAGCUGCUCAUGCAUUGAUGCGCGAACUCUUGACCCCUGAAUCCAUAAUAACGAACAAACUCCACAACCAGAUAUUCCCUUGGUACGCCCGAUUUGAUGUUGUAGCGGGGAUAUUAGCUGGUAAUGAGACGGUCCUAGGUCGGGAAUGGUACGUUGCGAAAGAAAACUACGAUGCUCAACAGGCUGCCAGAUACCCGGAGGACGCAGAUAAGCAGCUGGCCUUAGCCGCGUCGAUUAAUCGUCGGUUCGGGCUAGAAAUGGCAUCAUUGUAUGCCAAGUUGUCGCGCGGGAUGAUUCCGAUUGACGAGUUUAUCGCUCAGAAUGACCAGCUCGGCCAGACUAUUGAGGAAGUCCGGAAUAUCUUGGAAAAGUUCCGGGAUUCGGAGUACACUGUUUGGGAGUUUCCAGACAAGCAGCCUUUGACGGAGGAUGACAUUGUCGACCCCUAUGUCCCCGGUGUCUUGCAUCGGGGCCGACUGUGGAAUGUCAAUGCGGCAUGGAUCGAUUACUACUCCACGAAAGCCAUGUUCAAGUACCAGUCACUCCUCUCGGUGAGACAAUCGUCGCCAUCGGAGUUGGAGAGCUUGGCUCUGGAGCAAUGCCGGCUGAUCGAGGCCAUCGAAAGGUGGCCGGAGAAGGAGAACGGAUAUAUGUUUGCUUUCAAGAACAGUAUUGGGAUGGCGUGCUUGUUUGCUCCCAAAGACAGUAAACAUGUCAUGUGGGGUCGGAAAAAGUUUGCUCUGAUGGAGCGAAACGGAUAUGUGACUGCUCCCAAAUUCCGCCAACUAUUGGCCACUGUCUGGCAGUUACCAGAAAUAAACCACUGGUGGCUUCCUGACGAUGAAGGCUAUCCGGAUAUCAUCCGAGAGGUGCGGUCUAUGACGGAGGAACGAUCUUCUAAUCCACGGGAUAAUUUCCGUGAGAGUGUUCGCAAUAUGAGGUCUUUGUUCUGGAACAUCAGCUUGGAAGACACUUCCAGCGAGAAUAGCCCAUCUUCCAUGGGACAGGAAGACCGAUAAACGGGCUUCCUUACCCGGAACC
Messenger RNA from Aspergillus alliaceus, 2636 nucleotides. RefSeq names its product Zn(II)2Cys6 transcription factor. The coding region runs from base 410 to 2614 and encodes 734 amino acids. NCBI's taxonomy places the organism in Eukaryota, Fungi, Ascomycota, Eurotiomycetes, Eurotiales, Aspergillaceae. Gene Ontology annotation, cellular component: nucleus. Gene Ontology annotation, biological process: positive regulation of transcription by RNA polymerase II. The transcript is spliced from 4 exons. Gene Ontology annotation, molecular function: DNA-binding transcription factor activity, RNA polymerase II-specific; zinc ion binding; transcription cis-regulatory region binding. The record is from RefSeq and is a predicted model, not a curated record.